Messenger RNA from Venturia canescens, 2594 nucleotides. RefSeq names its product PRKC apoptosis WT1 regulator protein-like. Lineage: Eukaryota; Metazoa; Arthropoda; Insecta; Hymenoptera; Ichneumonidae. The transcript is spliced from 9 exons. The coding region runs from base 408 to 1322 and encodes 304 amino acids. Gene Ontology annotation, biological process: positive regulation of apoptotic process; apoptotic process. The record is from RefSeq and is a predicted model, not a curated record. Gene Ontology annotation, cellular component: cytoplasm.
UGGUCUUCCUAUGGACGUCAAGAAUUCGUUGCUAUCUGGCCAUUGUCAAGUACACUGAUAGCUGUCAGCAGCUGAACCCCCAUUGAAAACAAAAAAACGCAGAAAAUUAGGCUUUCUGAAAAAACGAGGAUACGGAAUAAGGCGUGGGAAUAACAGUGAGAAGCAAAUAAGUGCGCGAAACAAAAGUAACGCAGAGGGAAGUGCAGACGAUGUUUACAAACUGGUGAAAAGAAAAAAAACACACAAUCGUUAAGAGAAAGAGAAGCGAGUUAAAAAAAGUGGCAACGAACAUAUGUUUCUAAGCACUUUUUUUUUCAUCGCGAGACAUCACAGUUCUCGAGACAUUACUUCGCCGGCCCUUCACCUCAACGUAUCGCAAGACAUCACCUCUGAGACCCUUUGUUCAAAUGUCCAGAUCUUUUUUCGAUAUAACCGGCAUGGCUUCGAGCUCUGUCAGUCAGGAGGACUUUGACAACGACUUUGAAUUCACCUCCAGACGCUCCAGAAUUCGAACCGCCAGGGUUCGCAUCGGGCCGCCUAGAGCAGGCGAUGUCACUUCAAUCAGUUAUCAAAAAAAUGCUGGUGACGCUGAAGAAUCUCAAGGCAUAUGUGAACCAACUUCUACCACUGUUUUGCCCUCUGAUCAUGAAAAUCAGCAGAACAAACCUGUCAUAAGAAAGUUAGAAAAAAGACCUACCGGACGCGUUUCGAGUGUUGUAUCCUGUUUGCACAGGCCUACGCACAUAAAUAAAGGCAAGCAGCAGAGGGACAGGAGGAAAUUGAGAGAAAAACGUCGUAGCACAGGAGUGGUUCAUUUGCCAUCGACCGAGAGUACAGGAGGUAGUACUGGCGAGGAUGAGGAGGAACUAGGUGGAACAGGUCUUGAAACAAAGCACAAUACGCCAAACUAUGAGUUCCUCGAUCAUGAGCUCAUUGAAGAACGGACGGCAAAAGUUUACACUCAGAGACGGAAUAAAAGUCAUUCUGAUCUCGAAGCUGACGAUGAAGAAUUUGAUUCUUUGAAUCAGUCGGACGGCGUCAAUCAAUCUGAUUCUGGUAAUCAUGCGCCUCGAUUGACAUCCGCCAAUACACCGCGACCCAGAGUUCCAACACCUACUGGUGACAACGCACAAGAGCUGAUCGAGCGUACUCAGGAAGAAAACCGAAGACUUCUGGCGCUUUUGGAAGAUCAGGAUCACAAGAUAAUGGCAUUGGAAGCACAGCUGGUUCAACAACAGCAUGAAAUGACGAUUGAGCGUGACAGAUUACGCGAAGAGAAUGCAGCCCUUAUCAGGGCCAUGGCCGCUCUCACAAGUGACUGAACUUGUUGAAAUUUUUUUUCUUUCGAAUGACUUAAACUCGCCUCGACAACUUACAACAGUGAGCCCAUUUGUUAACGCGUUGUUGAUUAAGCAAUUGUAUUUAUACAAUUGAAAACAAGAUUUGAAAAACGCUCCUUAAUAACAUUAGUGUAUAAUUUUUAAGGAAGAAUUCGCUGAGAUUUUCGCUUACCGAUGGUGACGAUUUUUUUUUCGUAUGAAGAAAUGCAUCACAAUUCUCGUAAUCUCCGAAAUCAUAAAAUUUCAUCAACAUCCCGAAUCAUUGGGAGAUAGAUUUCUUAUUUCGGCCUCAGUUUUAAUUUGCCGUAGAAAUUUGCCAACGAGAUGAUACAAUAUUGUAGAAAACAGUUUUUACUGUCAAUCGUGAGUUAAAUUUAUUCCGUAUUUCGGAAUUUUCCCAAUUUAAUGGGACAUUUCAACUGGAUGCAUCAUUUAAAUAUACCCAAUUAGCAUUUAAGAAACAAAGAAUUUGGGCUCGUGCGAUUAGAAAACCUUAGGAUGCCAGAAGAAGAAGAAUCUUAAUUUUUUCUUUUCCUAAAAAAUACGCGAGAGCUCUUUGCCGUUGUAAAAUUGUUGUUUUUCAAUGCUCAUCAAAAAACAUUUAAUUCCAAAAGUAGUUUUGUUAAUUUUCUUAAAAUUUUACAACCCUCCGAUAAUAAAGCAAUUUUCGAGGAUCAUUAAAAACGCACGAAAUCAACACGUGUUAAUUUUUGUUGUAUAUAAAUCGAUUAGUACGAUAAUAUGUACAAAAACAUUGUUAAAAUUUUCAAAAAGUCAAAGCUAUGAUAUUUCGGAUGUAGAAGCAUUUCAUAGACUUUCCUACAUUAGAGCCUCGCGUUGUAACGUGUACAAUUUUCAAGAGGCUGUAGAUUCUUUCGAGUAGUUCCGUUUUUUGCUGUUGAAAAAAUCAUAUAGCGGUCUUUGAAAGAAAAAAAAACAAAGCAUAAAUAACGGAGUUCUUUGCGUAAUGGGGCUUGCACGAACUUGUGAUUAAUUUGAUUACUUUUGUGUCUCAAGUAUUGAAAUAAUUAUUAUUGUAUUUGCGUAAUACAAAAAGAUGGAGAAGAAAAAAGAAAACCAUGCUACUGGUAAAAUGAAGCAGUCUUAACGAGACAUCGAUUGCGACGACUAAUGAUCGCAAAAGGCAGAUUACGUCUAUUUGUGUAUUUCGAAUAGCAAGCACGUGCACAAUCAAUCGUAUUUUUUUUUGAUUUAUUGACUAUAAGUGAGAAAUAAAGAAUUUGAUGAUAAAAA